Messenger RNA from Arctia plantaginis, 5049 nucleotides. NCBI's taxonomy places the organism in Eukaryota, Metazoa, Arthropoda, Insecta, Lepidoptera, Erebidae. The record is from the annotation of a GenBank genome assembly.
AUGGCGUUUGGCAAGUUAUUCACCAUACUGGUCGUGGUUGCCAUCACAUUUGGCGACCAUGAAAUCGAAAAAGAAAAUAAAGCGAAGAAAACCAUGGCGCCGGAGAAGGGACAAAAGUACAGGAGCGCAAAUCCGGGUAAAGAACGAGGUUCAUUCCAUAAAUUGAGCAGUCUUAUGAACCGGACAGAGGAUAGACGGCAAAAUCGAAGGAAUGGAGCAAAAUCCAGCGUCGAUAAAUUACAUCUACUGAAUAAAAGUUAUAAUGACACGAUGAUGAAUGACAAUGAAGGCAUAGCUAUUAGUCAAAAGAUUUAUGACAAUCAGACGUUUUCUAUGGCAGAUAAUAAAAUUAAAAAAAUAAUAAGCAGCCUUCGUCCGAACAGUUCCAUGUAUGAAACCGUGAAUAGGAAUUAUGUGUCACACGCUACAGGGGUGUUUUGUAACUUUGAAAAUAUUACCCAUGAACAUGAUAUGUGUUUGUGGCAGUGGAACUCUACAGUGUCUAGCCACGGACUAGGCUUUCGGGUAGUUACUGCAGCGGACUUGGUUGAGAUGAACCAAACAACAAGAGGUCUGAAGUUCACCGGUCCUGCGACUGAUGCUGAUGGAAACGCAAAUGGUCACUUCUUAUAUUUGGCUGUGGAUCCCACAAUGGAGAAUAUGGUGAUUAAAUCACCACCUUUUCAAGGUUUAUGGGAUUUCUGUAAGUUCGAAGUGAUGUUGCACCAGAGCAAAAUGCAGAACGCGAGUAUUCGCCUGAUCUCGGAAUCAACAGAGACCGAUAUGCAGUGGAUUCUACAAGAAGUUGCUGGAAACAAUAACGGGAAAUGGUAUCCCAUGUUCCUCACCAUCGGCAAGGUUCUCCAGGAAGUACGCAUCAUCAUCGAGGUGACCCGUCCAACUUACGUCAGCCUUUCGCAAUCUUUACCUCACAUUGCCAUAGACAAUAUUCGUAUGACGGAGUGCGUGCCCGAGCCUCCGGUCCUCCCGAACGGGACAUGUGUCCCGGGACAGAUGAAGUGCAAAAUUAUGAAUAGAGAUUCGUGUAUAAAGCUGCAACAAGUUUGUGAUCUCGUACGGGAUUGUGAUGAUGGAAGUGAUGAGAAUUGUGAUAAAAUGCCGUAUGGAACUUAUUGCAAUUUCGAGUCGGACGGUUGUGGUUUUGAAAACGUGUCAGACUCACAGUCCAUCCUCAAAUGGUCUCGACACAACGGCCCAACCCCCACAGACAAAACAGGUCCAAACCACGAUCACACUUGUGGCCCUUCCAUCCCCCACCCCACAUUAGUAGUCCCUCCACUCUUACCAGCCCACCUGAACUACUCAAUAGCCCCGUGCGUGGGUUAUUACUUCUUCGUGAAUAUGAACGUGACAGGACCAAAUCAAGAAAAGCCAGAUUUUGCUUCGACGGCUGUCAUGAGAACAGCGAUCUUCAACCCCCCACCGAAGGUCCACGGGAAUAUUACUUCAAGAUACUACAACUGCUGUAUAAUAAGGUUCUACUAUCAACAAAACGGUCGCAACUACGGCUCCCUCAGCCUCAAUGUGGUGGAGAUGACAAACAGAGGAAACAUCACCACUUCUCUUUGGUUCUCCACCAAAGAUAAGGGUGAGAACUGGUAUAGGGCCUCCAUCAUACUCCCUAACAUAACACACAGGUACUUCUUAGAGUUCAAAACCCGUCGCGGAAUGCGUAUCUAUUCCGACUCUGCCAUCGACGACUUCUCCAUGGCGCCGGAGUGCUUCGGCCUGAACAUAGACCCUGAGGAGUUAGGGGAAUAUAACUACUACGAUCCAGACUUCGAGGAGAAAACCACCCCUCAUCCCGCUUUCGCUGAUAGAUUAUACUACCGUUUCACUACAUGCGGUGCGACAGGUCGCUUUGGUCCAAAUCAGACCAUGUGUGACAUAGCGUACAACAACACGCCGGUCUCCGUCACAGUGGUCCAGAGCCCUCCUUACCAGGGUAUACAGUUCUGGGAGGUACCAGCUGAGGGACUUUAUACGAUAAUAGCCACAGGCGCGAGCGGUGGUCUAGGCUCGGCCUGGGCUGGAGUGUCUCAUGCUGCGAGCGUUCGUGUACUGAUGGAGUUACAUAAGGCAGAGAGACUCUAUGUGCUGGUGGGACAGAAGGGGCUUAGUGCUUGUAAAAAGACGCUAUCAGCUCAAGAGAGUCCGGACUGCGCUCGUCGGCAGUCUAACUCCUCAUUGUUUUUCACCAGCAAGACUCACGAGGUUCGAAAGACCACCGUCUCGGAUGGUGGUGGAGGUGGAGGAGGAGCUACCUUCUUGUUCUUGAUGGAUAAAGAAGGCCAAGCAGUUCCCCUGGUAGUUGCUGGUGGAGGUGGUGGAAUAUCCGUGGGCAGGUUCCGAGACGAUGGCUCUCAAUACGCUAGAGGUCUGACCAACGCGACUCCGGGGUCAGGAUAUAUGUACGGAACUCCGGGGAAAGUUUCUGGUGCCGGUGGCGGCUGGAUAGGUAGUCAUGGACCUGUCACUCCUGGCCACGAGGUCGUACGUGGUUCAGCCUUGCAUGAGGGGGGUGCGGGAGGCCUCGCCUGCGCGGGGAUAGCCCACGGCGGAUUCGGCGGGGGCGGGGGUGGCUGUCUUAAGGGUGGUGGCGGAGGAGGUUGGAUAGGGGGCAGUACAGAUGAACGAAGUGGGUUACAUGGUUGUGGGGGCUGGUCCUAUGUGGCAACGUCCAGGGUUAUACGGGACUACAGCCACGAGGCCGUACUGCCCAGGACUGCUCCGGGAGAGUUACUCAUUAUACCUGCUAUACCGGAUUGCGAUUGCGAUUAUCGGUGCGUUGCACUAAACGAGUGGCGAAGCGAAGUGAAGUGUUACUGUCCCGCCACUUGGACCACAGAUGCUCACGAUCCAACCAAGUGCAUACACAAUACUUACCAACGAAGGAAAGAAGCAGAACAACAGCAGAAGUACAGUCGGGAACAAGACGUGGCUCUCUUCAGACUCCGCAACACUCCCGGGACUGACAACGUGACCAUGGCGUUCAACCCUCACUACGGGAGCGAGAGUAUACUGCCCCAGGGCAUCGACGUCAGAGGUCUGCCACAGGUGUCCAGGGAGAGUUUGAAACUUGUCAAGGCUUUGGGACAAGGUGCAUUUGGUGAAGUCUACCAAGGUCUGUACCGUCACAGGACGGGCGAUACGGUAGAAAUGCCAGUAGCAGUCAAGACUCUACCAGAACUUUCUACCGGGCAGGCAGAGUCCGACUUCCUCAUGGAGGCUGCUAUUAUGGCCAAGUUUAGUCAUCCGAAUAUUGUGCAUCUGAUUGGAGUCUGCUUCGAUAGACAUCCCAGGUUCAUAGUCUUAGAACUGUUGGCCGGUGGCGAUCUCAAGAACUUCCUCCGGGAAAGCCGACCGAAACCCGAGCGAGCUAGCGCCCUGACCAUGAAAGAUCUCCUGCUGUGUUCUCUGGAUGUUUGCAAAGGUUGCAGAUAUUUGGAGACUAAGCGGUUUAUUCACAGGGACAUAGCCGCCCGCAACUGUCUCCUGACCUCCCGAGGUCCUGGUCGGGUUGUAAAGAUAGCAGACUUCGGCAUGGCUCGCGACAUCUAUCGGUCGGACUACUACAAGAAGGGCGGCAAGGCCAUGCUGCCAAUUAAAUGGAUGCCACCAGAAGCUUAUAUUGAUGGAGUAUUCACCAUCAAAACUGAUGUUUGGUCUUUCGGCGUACUUCUCUGGGAGGUGUUCUCCCUGGGCGUGAUGCCGUACACGGGCUGUGCUAAUAGAGAAGUCAUGGAGAUGGUCUCCGGUGGUGGCAGGCUGGAGAAACCUUACGGCUGUCCGCAAGAAAUAUACAGGUUGAUGUGCGAAUGCUGGAACCCAACUCCAAACGCCCGACCAACUUUCCAAAACAUGUUCGAGAUCCUACAGUCAUUCUUACAGGAUGCGGCAAUAGUUAGCGCUCCACUGCCGGUAGUUCGGUCGUUGCUGCCUCUUUCUGCAGAUGUGCAGUACAAUGCCAACGGACCACGGCGAGCGCCGGCGUGCGACUACCUCGUGCCGAUGUCGCCCCAGGACAACACACCGGCGAAUAAUAGCUCAACGGAUCAGCUGGUACUUCAUAGCAAAUCGCCAACGGCGGCCCAGGACCGACCCGACACGGAGGAUUCACAAUUUCCACCUCUACUGAGAGCAUCACAAGAAUAUGGCAACAUUCCAAUGGUGUGCCGGAGCGGCAGCGGCGGCGCAAGGCGCGAUGCCUCGGCUACCUCCGGCGCAGAGACAAGGACCAACACAAAGUUUCUGCAGUCUAAUUCCACGGAUAGGUUGCUAAGUUCAGUAGAAGGUGCGUCACUGGAUGAUGAUACAGCUUCAGAGACAGAUGAAAAACCCAUCAUAUGGGAGACAUCAUUCACCGAGCACAAACCAGAGCUGCGACAAAGUAUUGAUAAUGGACCAGUUGUCGAAAAAUUAAUAAGCAUUACACCAACAUCCCCUAAACCACCUGAAAAUGCACUUUCGAAAGCUAUAGAAUCAAAUGCAGCUGAUAAAACCAACCACAAGAACGCACUAAUUCCGGAACGUAAAGCUGCGCCUAUAGCUUCUCCGGAUCCGCCACGGAUCACCGCGUGGGCUAAGGAAGCACUGCCUAAAUACGCUCCAAAACCAAAACCUUUAUGUUUAGACGCCGCCCAAUUGGAACAGAAUCUAAACGCAUUGAAAAAAAAUAGUGGUUCUGUCAAUUUGACAACUAUGAAUAUUCUCCCGCCUUACAUAAAUGUUGUUACACCAAAUAAGUUAUCAGAUUCUAAAACAAUACAAAUCGACCCCAAGAAAGCUGUUAUAGAUGACUUGCCAAAAGAAACCGAGCCGAAGGAAGAAAAGGGAAAAUUAAAACAGUCCAAUUCAGCGGCUAGUUUGCUGAACGGCCCGAUGACUGAUGUCCCUUAUGCUGACAGUGAUAAUGCGUCGUCAAGUUCUAGUAGUAAUCCGAACAGCAAGAAAUUUGAUGAUAUGAAUAUUGUGAUGAAACAGGGUAGCAACGGGGAAUACGUCGGGGACUCUGAAAUAAGCUGUUAA